Charadrius vociferus (killdeer) is the source of this 814-nucleotide messenger RNA. It is a transcript of the gene ARV1, whose product is annotated as ARV1 homolog (S. cerevisiae). The coding region runs from base 1 to 702 and encodes 233 amino acids. NCBI's taxonomy places the organism in Eukaryota, Metazoa, Chordata, Aves, Charadriiformes, Charadriidae. Gene Ontology annotation, cellular component: Golgi apparatus; cortical endoplasmic reticulum. Gene Ontology annotation, biological process: intracellular sterol transport; regulation of plasma membrane sterol distribution; sterol metabolic process. The record is from RefSeq and is a predicted model, not a curated record. The transcript is spliced from 5 exons.
AUGGAAAAUCAGUUGAAACAUCUGGACAAUUUACCAGUAUGGAAGAACAAUGCAACACCAAAAUACAUUUACUGUCUUCUUGAAAGGAAGAAAAAGAAAUCCUGUCAGAAACCUGUGGACAAAUACAUUGAGUAUGAUCCUGUUAUCAUCUUGAUUAAUGCUAUUUUAUGUAAAGCACAAGCAUACAGGCACAUUCUUUUCAAUACGAAGAUAAAUAUUCAUGGGAAGCUCUGCAUAUUUUGUUUGCUCUGUGAAGCAUAUCUCAGGUGGUUGCAACUACAGGAUUCAAGCCAAAAUAUAGAUCCUGAUGACUUAAUCAGAUAUGCCAAGGAAUGGGAUUUUUAUAGAAUGUUUGGUAUAGCUUCUUUAGAACAAACUUCGUUUUUGGUUGGCAUUUUUAUUACCUUAUGGUGGAUGAGACCCGAGAUGCUGAAAACAAAGUCUGACUUCAUUUUACUUCUCAAAGCACUGCUGUUAUCCAGCUAUGGAAAGCUUUUGCUAAUUCCAGCUGUUAUUUGGGAACAUGACUACACGCCUUUGUGCCUUGCGUUUAUAAAAGUGUUUGUCUUGAUAUCAAACUCUCAGGCAAUUAGAGUUACACUGAACUUGAACCGAACACUCCCUUGGUUGGCCAUCUUCUUUGGAUUAAUUUUGGAAAAUGGUGUGGUCUGCUUUUUCCAGAAAAUGGGGUGGGAUGUUUGAAAUGUCAACCCAGAUCUGAAGAAAUACCAACAACAUUAUGAUCAUUUUCUUAAGAAUGAUCUCUGCCAGCAGGCUCCAAAGACAGUUUUCACAGUGAUAAAGAAGGUGAUAG